Messenger RNA from Cryphonectria parasitica EP155, 2124 nucleotides. RefSeq names its product family 3 glycosyltransferase. Gene Ontology annotation, biological process: glycogen biosynthetic process. NCBI's taxonomy places the organism in Eukaryota, Fungi, Ascomycota, Sordariomycetes, Diaporthales, Cryphonectriaceae. Gene Ontology annotation, molecular function: alpha-1,4-glucan glucosyltransferase (UDP-glucose donor) activity. Bases 1 to 2124 code for a protein of 707 amino acids. The transcript is spliced from 5 exons. The record is from RefSeq and is a predicted model, not a curated record. Gene Ontology annotation, cellular component: cytoplasm.
AUGUCAAACGAAGACGGUGACCGCGCCCAGCGCGAUGUCAAGAACCAUGUUCUGUUCGAGAUCGCUACUGAGGUUGCUCACCGAGUUGGUGGUAUCUACUCCGUCAUCAAGUCCAAAGCUCCAGUAACGACAGCCGAGUAUGGCGAGCGAUACACCCUCAUCGGUCCUCUCAACCACCAAUCCGCUGCUGUCGAGGUCGAGGAGCUCGAGCCCACCAUUCCAGAACUGGCUGCUACGAUCCAGUCCAUGCGAGACCGUGGCAUCGGUAUACUGUACGGACGCUGGCUGAUCGAAGGCGCACCCCGAGUUAUUCUCAUCGAUACCAAGACUGCCUACAAAUACAUGGAUGAGUGGAAGUCGGACCUGUGGAAUAUUGCCUCGAUCCCCUCCCCUCCUGGUGAUGACGAGACGAACGAAGCUAUUGUCUUUGGCUACCUUGUUGCGUGGUUCCUCGGCGAGUAUGUGAGCCACGAGAAAACGAGAGCUGUCAUUGCCCACUUUCACGAGUGGCUCGCCGGUGUCGCCCUGCCACUGACCAAGAAGCGCCGCAUCGACGUGACCACCAUCUUUACGACUCACGCAACACUGCUUGGCAGAUACCUUUGCGCAGGCUCCGUUGACUUCUACAACAACCUGCAGUGGUUCGAUGUCGACUCCGAGGCUGGCAAGCGAGGCAUCUACCACAGGUACUGCAUAGAACGAGCUGCAGCCCACGCCUGCGAUGUCUUCACCACUGUCUCACACAUCACGGCCUAUGAGAGCGAGCACCUGUUGAAGCGCAAGCCUGACGGCGUGCUUCCGAACGGUCUCAAUGUCACCAAGUUCUCCGCCGUCCACGAGUUCCAGAACCUCCACCAACAGUCCAAAGAGAAGAUCCACGACUUUGUCAGAGGUCAUUUCUACGGCCACUAUGACUUCGAUCCGGAGAACACACUCUAUCUCUUCACAGCCGGUCGAUACGAAUUCAGAAACAAGGGCGUGGACAUGUUCAUUGAGUCUCUGGCGCGUCUGAACCAUCGUCUGAAGGUCUCUGGCAGCAAGACAACGGUUGUGGCUUUCAUCAUCAUGCCGGCUCAGACCACCUCCCUGACAGUGGAGGCGCUGAAGGGCCAGGCUGUGAUCAAGUCACUCCGGGACACCGUCGACAUCAUCGAGAAGAGUAUUGGACGCCGCGUCUUCGAGCGAUCGCUGAAGUGGCACGACGGAGACCCAUUGCCGGACGAGAAGGAGCUCAUCACCCCCCAGGAUCGCGUUCUUCUCCGUCGGCGCUUGUUCGCCAUGAAGAGACAUGGACUGCCGCCAAUUGUGACACACAACAUGGUCAACGACGCCGAAGACCCGGUUCUAAACCAGAUCCGCCGGGUGCAGCUCUUCAACGCUCCUUCCGAUAGGGUCAAGGUGAUCUUCCACCCAGAGUUCCUGAACUCUGCGAACCCUGUCCUCCCGAUGGAUUAUGACGAUUUCGUCCGGGGCACGCAUCUUGGCGUCUUCUCGUCGUACUACGAGCCAUGGGGAUACACCCCCGCCGAGUGCACUGUCAUGGGUGUGCCAAGCAUCACGACCAAUUUGUCCGGUUUUGGCUGCUACAUGGAGGAGCUCAUUGAGAACUCGAGCGACUACGGUAUCUACAUUGUAGACCGCAGGAACAAAGGCGUGGACGACUCUGUGAACCAGCUGACGUCCUUUAUGUUCGACUUUGCCCUCAAGAGUCGGAGACAGCGUAUCAACCAGCGAAACCGUACGGAGCGUCUGAGUGACCUGCUCGAUUGGAAGAGAAUGGGCAUGGAGUACGUCAAGGCUCGGCAGCUUGCCCUGCGUCGUGCAUACCCCAACUCGUUUGAGGGUGACAUCGAGGACGACGACUACAUCCCCGGUGUGGAGCAGAAGAUCUCGCGACCAUUCUCUGUUCCCGGAUCCCCACGCGAUAGGGCCGGUAUGAUGACGCCUGGCGACUUUGCUAGCAUACAGGAAGGCCAUGAGGGUCUUAGCACCGAGGAUUACGUGGCCUGGAAGUUGCCUGAGGAGGAAGACCCCGACGAGUACGCCUUCCCUCUGACCCUGCGGACGAAGCGAAAUGGCCCAGGAAGCCCCCUGGAUGGUGUGCAGCUGAACGGAGGAAGCUAG